This is a messenger RNA of Hydatigera taeniaeformis, 210 nucleotides long. The record is from the annotation of a GenBank genome assembly. NCBI's taxonomy places the organism in Eukaryota, Metazoa, Platyhelminthes, Cestoda, Cyclophyllidea, Taeniidae.
AUGUCCACCUCAACGACCCAGGGUUUUGUAAAAACGGUAAUGGUGCUGAUGGAGAGCGUGGUGACUGGCCAUCAAAUGAUCGGUUUCCGUCCGCGGCAGAUGACCACCAAGAAAGAGAUGAUCGCCUUCGAUCCCCUUGUUCAGCGUAAUGUUCUGUACCGCGAAAUGAAGAAAAUCCGCAGUCUCCGCAAAGCUGGCACUCGAGACUAG